Aureobasidium uvarum is the source of this 543-nucleotide messenger RNA. Lineage: Eukaryota; Fungi; Ascomycota; Dothideomycetes; Dothideales; Saccotheciaceae. The record is from the annotation of a GenBank genome assembly.
AUGUCCAAGCGUCCUCCUACCGACAACAAUCCUGCCACUGCUCCCGUCGCCAAAAAGUCUCGCAUCGACAUCGACGACACUGUGACCGAGGCCAUGACCAUGAGCAACCAGCUACUCGACUCAUUGAAGGCCCACAAAGCUGCCGUACAGUGGGGCCACGCUGGCUGCCGCGACGACAUCAUGGCAAACAUCAUGAAGGCCGAAUCUAUGGUCUCUACUGUCGUAAAGCUUGAGAAGAAGUCCAAAGAUCGACAAACUGAUCGAUACACUGGUCGACAGCGAGAUCCGUGUUCUGACCGCGACGCUGAAAGCCCACUCUNNUUGGCUGACGAAGAACGCGGCAUGCCACAGACCAUGUUCGUGGAUGGUGUUCUGGAGUACGAAUGGCGUUUCAUCGAGAUUGUAAAAGUGCAGAUCAAGGAGAAACUACAAGGCCUGACAGUGGAUGAGGCCAUCAGAAAGGUCAAGAACGAGACGAAGAGUGCAUAUAUGUUGGCUGCAAAGAAGAAGUUUGUCGAGGUUUUCGAGAGAGAGUUGAAUUGA